This is a messenger RNA of Xyrauchen texanus (razorback sucker), 1683 nucleotides long. Its product is annotated as apolipoprotein A-I-like. Bases 115 to 882 code for a protein of 255 amino acids. Gene Ontology annotation, molecular function: phospholipid binding; phosphatidylcholine-sterol O-acyltransferase activator activity; cholesterol binding. The record is from RefSeq and is a predicted model, not a curated record. The transcript has 4 exons. Lineage: Eukaryota; Metazoa; Chordata; Actinopteri; Cypriniformes; Catostomidae. Gene Ontology annotation, cellular component: extracellular region; chylomicron; blood microparticle. Gene Ontology annotation, biological process: reverse cholesterol transport; very-low-density lipoprotein particle remodeling; phospholipid efflux.
CUAUUUUACUCCACACAUAUAUAAACAGCUUCAGACUAUUGGGGCUAAAGAAAGCUUACUGGACUAAGCAAUCCUUGGAAAAGGCUAAGGGACUUGAAGCAAACAACAGUGAAGAUGAAAUUGUAUUUGGUGCUUGCCUUUGUUGCAUUUACAGGUUGCCAAGCCAAUCUGUUCUAUGCUGAUGAGCCCAAACCUCAGCUGGAGCAGCUGACUGAUGCAUUCUGGAGCUAUGUUGCCAAGGCAACACGUACUGCAGAGGACACUCUGAAAAUGAUUAGAGAGUCUCAGCUGGGUCAGGAAAUCAAUGCGAGACUGACAGAAAGUGCUGAUAAAGCCAGUGAAUAUGCCAUCACCAUCAAAAAUCAGAUGAAUCCUCUAGCUGAAGAACUGAUGAUCAAAAUCUGUAAGGAAGCUGAAGUGUUGAGGGAGCGUUUGGAGAAGGACCUGACCACAGUAAGAGACAAACUGGAGCCCUAUGCUGAGAAUCUCAAGAGCCAAAUUCAGCAGAGAGUGGAGGACCUCAGAGCAGCCAUGGCUCCAUAUGCAGAGUCCCUGGAUUCUGAGACCCUGAAGGCCACUCUGCUCCAAAAAAGUGAGGAGCUGAGAGGGAGCCUGGAGCAGAGCGUGAAGGAGCUGCAGGCUCAACUGGAGCCCUACACUGCUGAAAUCAAAGAGAAGGUGGACCAGCACCUGCAGGAGUUCCAGAAGACUGUGACCCCACUGACUGAGGAUCUACAGACAAAGAUUGUAGAGAGAGCCCAGUUUGUCCAGCAGAGUCUUUCGCCCUAUGCUGAAGACCUGAAGGAAAAGCUGGACCCCUAUGCCCAGAACCUGAAGGACCAGCUCACCUCCCUCUAUGAGUCCUUUACCAAUACCAACUAAAUUCGUCAAAGACUUCUUUUGCCAUUUACAGAACUGUUUUUCCUUGCAUGAGCAUUGUGACUCUAGUCUCUAGUGUUAUCUCUUACUUUUUCAUAGACAAACACUAUUGUAGAAAAUGUGAGUAAACCUCUGGUCAGAUUUUAGCAAAAUAUUUCAGUGUUUUCUCAUUAUAACAUUUGUGUAUUUAUUUACAUUUGCUUUUUUGCUCUUUAUUUUUGUGACAGAAAAUGUUUGUUUCUUGCAAUUUUAUAAGCACCAAGUUUAGCAUUAUUCUUAUUUAUGCAACAAUAAAACACCUGCCAUUUAUUAAUUCAAUGUUUCUUCUGAAGUGUGGAAGAUAUGCUUAGUUUAGUUAAAUCAUGAAUUUGUGUAGAUAUAAUAUAUACACACAGUAUAUUUUGAAUGCCUACAUAUGCCUAGAUAUUACAUUCAAGGUGCUAUUAGAAUUUUUUAAUGUGCAAUCCUCUUAAGAUCUAAUUGAUUAGCCCUUUGAAAAUGCGCAUGGGCCAAAUUACAUACAUUUUCAUAAAAUCACCACAAGAAAAAAAUAGGAAUCUUAUGACAUAUUAAAUGAAUAAAUAAAUACAUUAUGCAACAGUGACAUGCUCUCUUAGUAAAUGAUUUCCAUGACAAGUCCUUUUAAAAUAUUACAAUGGAAUCUACUGUAAGCAAAAUGAAAUUGACAAUCUUGUGUGUAAAAGCAUUAUGAUAUAUUGUCAUAAAAAAUUUUUUAUCAUGGGAUGGAUGUGCUUGUCUGUUUUGAAAGAUUCAAAUGUGGAAUUUGACACCAUAUAUAAAAAU